CCAGCCAGGGAGGGCCCAAACAAACAAAGUUAUCUUCUUAAGUUCUUAACAAAUAAAAUGCAGUGCCCUGUGCCCUGUGCCCAAAUAUUUAUAAUUUUAUACCUGAUUCCUUCCUGAACCUCAGAACCUGAUACGGUGAGGUGAGCAGUUGAGACUUGAGAGAGGCGGAGAGCAGAGAAUCAGAGAGAGGCUGAGGCGGUUCAGCUGGAGACUAGAGAGAGGCGGAGAGCAGAGACUAGAGAGAAAGAAAUUUUUAGUUUGGGGAGUUGAUGGCAUCCAAGCUGGUUCAAUUGCAAUCCAAGGCUGCUCAGGCUUCACAGUUUGUGACCAAGCACGGAUGUGCAUACUACAAGCAGCUAUUGGAGCGAAACAAGCAGUACAUUCAAGAACCACCCACUGUUGAGAAAUGCAACCUUUUGUCAAAACAAUUGUUUUCUACUCGCCUUGCCAGUCUUCCUGGGCGCCAAGAAGCAUUCUGGAAGGAGCUUGAUUCUGUCAAGCAGCUGUGGAAGAAUAAGCACGAGCUUAAGGUUGAGGAUGCUGGCAUUGCUGCUUUGUUUGGGCUAGAAUGCUUUGCCUGGUUCUGUGCUGGUGAGAUUGUAGGUCGAGGAUUUACAAUCACAGGCUACCAUGUUUAAGUGACGCAUCAGGACAAACUGCCUCUGAAGUUGAAUUGAUUGAGCUUCUCAUCAUUUAGUCUUUUUGUUCUAAUAACUAUCCUCUUCUGUCAAGUGACUACAGCAUACAUGUUACAGUGUUAUCAUGCGAGAAUAUGAAAACUGUAACAAAUUCAUUAGCCUCAAUAAUCUUCUAAUUUGCAUUUCCAUCUA
Messenger RNA from Quercus robur (English oak), 830 nucleotides. RefSeq lists its product as uncharacterized. The coding region runs from base 270 to 638 and encodes 122 amino acids. The transcript is spliced from 3 exons. Gene Ontology annotation, molecular function: proton transmembrane transporter activity. NCBI's taxonomy places the organism in Eukaryota, Viridiplantae, Streptophyta, Magnoliopsida, Fagales, Fagaceae. The record is from RefSeq and is a predicted model, not a curated record. Gene Ontology annotation, biological process: proton motive force-driven ATP synthesis.